AUGUCCAUUGCAGAGUCGCGACCCGCUGAUGGUGAUGUGUCGAUGAGCGACGCGCAUGUGGUCGCGCAAGAGGAUGUCUCACGGCGCAACCCUCCACACGUGACCAAGGAUGGCGAUCAUCACGUGAACGUCAAUUCUGGGUCUGGAAACCCAGUAAAGUCACCCUCUCAGGAUCAAAGUCAACAGCUAUCGUCGAUAUCACCACCUGGCGAAACCGGCGCGGCUCAGGAGGAUGCCGGGCAAGACAAGAUUGGCUGUGCCAGCGAGGAUAGCGGCAAGGACGAGAAGAACCGGGUGACUGAGAAUGGAAGGAACGACCAUAAUGAUAAGCCCCAAGAGAACAUCGAGAAGGAGAAGCACAGUAAUAAUGGCUAUAUUGGAAUUAAUGGUAAUACUGCCGACACUGGCAACCCAAAGCGAACGGAGUCACCAAGGGAGCUUGCUCCUAACAACCAUCCGCCGUCCCCUCUCCCAGCAUACGAACCCUCCCAUACUACCCCUCCACCUGUUAGGACCACCUCGGAAUCGAUCAAGAGCGACAAGGAGAAAGCCCGUUUGCAGGAGGCGCUGUCACAAACUUCACCUUCGAUAGCGCAGCGAGUCUUCCGAGACCAGUGGAGGGUCCUACUGUUCGCUGGCUACGACGAGAACCAUAUCUCUUUUCUCUUAAGGUGUUUGCUAAAGAACUCUACUCACCCGAUUUUAGACCGCAUCAGAAGGGAUGAUAGUCUAUUUAAGGGACCUCUUCUCGAAACUGCUGUUACCAAGCAGCCAGUGUUCUCGAAAGUUCUAAACAACGCAACUCCUGCUCAGCUUCAAGAGUAUGUACCGCAGCAUGUUCUCGAUGCAGCCUUUGAGCGUCGAUUAGAGAGUAUUGAUGGGAGGACACUUCUGAAUUGGCUCGCGGCGCACCGUCGACUCGGUUAUGAGCAGAAAGACAUCAUUGACAGAUACGACGAGUCGGUUGUUCCAGUUCUUUCUCCGGUGGCCCCCAGCCAAGGGGAUUUACAUAUGAGAGAUGCCCCUCGUUUGGACCCUUCGCCAUUUACAAUGGUGCAUUUCGGCGGCCCACCUGUUCCUAGCCAGCCUGUUGUUGAUCAAUAUGUUGGCCAGCCCAGACCGCCACCCCAAUCGCAACCACAACCACAAUCGCAGUCGCAACCACGGCCACCGCCACCUCAACAGCCACAGCCACAAUUACAACCACAACCGCAACCACGGCCGCAACCCCCAGGUGCCAUGAUUUGCCCCUAUUGCCAAAGACACUUCAAGGACCGAUCAGGUUAUAACUAUCAUGUCCAUAAGAAGGUUUGCGAAAAAGAAGCUCCUGAUGGGAGCUGGAAGUGGAUGUGCACCAUGUGUGCUCAAGGAUUUACUACGAAGCAGGGAAGAGACUAUCAUGAGCUUAAAGGAGUCUGUAGAGAUUGUGAUAUUGCACCUGCUACAGCUCGUCCCGCGAAGACAACCGGGAUGUCUAGAUCACCAAUGCCCUCCCAGACCUCUUUUAGUGCUGCACCUAUCGCACGACCUCCGUUUACCAACCAGCCUGUUGAGAGCAACCCAGCCCCUAUCCCACAAGUAGGACAAGGGCAACAAGCCCAGCAUCCCUCGACAUCUCAGAACACACCUCAAUCCAAGUUUGUACCACUUGCCCAGCAGCCCCCACCGCCCCAAUCUUCAGGGCCAGGACAGUCAGCACAGCAAUCCCGUACUCCAGGAGCACCAUCGAUUCCACGGCCCCCCUUAUAUACACCAUUAGGCCGUUCAAAGAAAGAAGUACCUCAAGAUAUUAGACAAUCACCGUCUCAACUGCCACCAGAUGUAUUAGCAGCUUUGAACCGAGAAAUCUUGGAAGAAGACCGGAGAUAUGAGAAAGCCGUGGCUGAGGCCGACAAAAUGAAGGACCCAAAGGCUCGGGACCAAAGGCUUACAUCUCUCAAGAACGGGAAUGCCUCCAAGAAAAGCCAAAUUCGAAAGCGGUACGGUGUCAGUCUUCGACUCCGAGAGAGAGACAAGCAGGCGAUGAGGCCGUCUGUUCAUAAGAACCGAAUUGAAGGAUUUAGGGCUGUAGAACCCCCAAGAUCCUCGAAUCCACAGGUGGUUGUUCCAACAACAGGGUUUUCACCGAUCAAUGCGUCUCGGCGGCCUGGUCCUAGCCCAAUCAACGUGCCUCAACGGUCUGGCGCAGUAAACGGCUACGGCUCACCUUAUGGAGCUCCCCCACCUCGUUCUUCUUCACGAGCACAGAUGUCUCCUUACAAUCCAACUUCCUCAUCGCAACCGGAAACUUCACCAUACCAGCAGAAUGCUCAUCGCGAUGGCUCUCGGGCGGCUAUCCCUCCAAUUACAGCUUCUGGUGCUGCAGUACCGAGGAAUCAUCGGUAUAUGUCGCAAGACCAGGUGCCUACGGCAGCAUUUGGGAAGCGCCGCCGAGAAGAUGAUGAUGGUGGCCAUGAUCCCCGGCCUCCAGCUCAACCACCCACAUUUGAUGCCAUUCUAUACCAAGGGCCUCCGCCUAAACGGCCUGCUACCUCUACAUCCCCCAAGUUAUCUUCAACACCACAGCAGCACACCCAUACUGAAAACACACCGGGAAUGGCCAGCCCUGCAUCGUCGAAGAUGGAGACAAUGCAGACCAAUAAAAGUACGAGUGCGUCCCCUAGAGCGGGCGCUCGUGUCAGUGACAGCAGAUCAAUGGCUGCAAACGCAAGCGACCCUCCAGGUCAGGACACCGAAAUGAAUGAUGCCAAUCCUGUCCAGGUGUCUGUUUCGGAUUCUGCCCCCGUUUCGGAAGCAACCAAUCAUCGUGAGACCAAGGCGAAGACGGCCGAUAGUGCGAAGAAGGACACUAGCUUUAGGGUUGAAGACGGAAUCACGGUUAUCUCUAGCGAUAGCGAUUGA
This is a messenger RNA of Venustampulla echinocandica, 2901 nucleotides long. RefSeq lists its product as uncharacterized. The record is from RefSeq and is a predicted model, not a curated record. The transcript has a single exon. NCBI's taxonomy places the organism in Eukaryota, Fungi, Ascomycota, Leotiomycetes, Helotiales, Pleuroascaceae. Bases 1 to 2901 code for a protein of 966 amino acids.